GAACGCUAGCCUCGAGCUAGUCCUGCUUAGUUCCUAGAAGCCUCCAUUUUGUUACUUACUUUGGAGGACUAAUUCUUCAAGCAGCUUCCAUCUCAACAUCCACCUAAUGAAGCCAAGCCAGUCCCCAUUUCUGUGGCUCUUAGCCACUCCGCAGGAUUUCGUUCUUCACUCCACACUCCCAACUACUCACUCCCCCCCUCCCUGCUUCUAUAUAUACACACACCAUUUCCCCCACUCUCUUUGCUCAACCCAGCUUCAUCUCAAGCCCAGUUUCAGCUUCUUCUUCUUCCUCGGCUAAAGUUUCCUUCCGCAGAUUUCACUGCCUUCUCAAAUGGCCGCCGCCGUCUCCACCGUCGGCGCCGUCAACCCAUCACUGUUGAAUUUGAAUUUGAAUGGGGCUGGUGCUGGAAAUUCUGCUCAAAGCACAGCCUUCUUCGGCAAUGGCUUGAAGAAAACGAGCGCGAAGGCCAGCAGCCCAAGGAUUUCAUCCGGCAACUUCAAGGUUGUGGCAGAGGUGGAUGAGAAGAAGCAGACAGACAAGGACAAAUGGAGUGGCCUGGCGUACGACACCUCCGACGACCAGCAGGAUAUAACCAGAGGAAAGGGCAUGGUGGACUCUCUCUUCCAGGCUCCAAUGGACUCUGGAACUCACUACGCUGUGAUGAGUUCCUACGAGUACAUCAGCACGGGUCUUCGCCAGUAUGACUUGGACAACAACAUGGAUGGCUUCUACAUUGCUCCUGCUUUCAUGGACAAGCUGGUUGUUCACAUCACCAAGAACUUCCUCAGCCUGCCUAACAUCAAGGUUCCUCUUAUCCUCGGUAUCUGGGGCGGUAAAGGUCAGGGAAAAUCCUUCCAGUGUGAACUUGUCUUUGCAAAAAUGGGAAUCAACCCAAUUAUGAUGAGUGCUGGAGAAUUGGAGAGUGGGAACGCUGGAGAGCCGGCAAAAUUGAUCAGGCAGAGGUACCGGGAGGCAGCAGACAUCAUCAGGAAAGGAAAAAUGUGCUGCCUUUUCAUCAAUGAUCUUGAUGCGGGGGCUGGCAGACUGGGUGGAACUACCCAAUACACGGUGAACAACCAGAUGGUGAAUGCCACCCUUAUGAACAUUGCUGACAAUCCCACAAAUGUUCAGCUUCCUGGCAUGUACAACAAGGAGGAGAACCCCCGUGUCCCGAUAAUUGUCACCGGGAAUGACUUCUCCACAUUGUAUGCUCCUCUGAUCCGUGAUGGUCGCAUGGAGAAGUUCUACUGGGCUCCUACUCGGGAAGAUCGGAUUGGUGUCUGCACCGGCAUCUUCAGGACUGACAAUGUGCCCCAAGAUGACAUUGUCAAGCUUGUUGACACUUUUCCAGGGCAAUCCAUAGACUUCUUCGGUGCCCUGAGGGCGAGGGUGUACGAUGAUGAAGUGAGGAAGUGGAUUUCGGGCGUUGGAGUAGAGAACGUAGGGAGAAAGCUUGUGAACUCGAAGGAGGGACCUCCAACUUUCGAGCAGCCAAAGAUGACCCUCGAGAAGCUGCUCGAGUAUGGAAACAUGCUCGUGCAGGAGCAGGAGAACGUGAAGAGAGUGCAGUUGGCUGACAAGUACUUGAGCGAGGCAGCCCUGGGAGACGCCAAUGAAGAUGCCAUGAAAAGAGGAACUUUCUAUGGGAAAGCAGCCCAGCAAGUAAACCUUCCAGUCCCUGAAGGCUGCACCGAUCCUUCUGCAACAAACUAUGAUCCAACUGCUAGGAGUGAUGAUGGAAGCUGCUCGUACACAUUUUGAUUUCACAAAUUGCAACUUGUAAUUGUCAAAAAAAGGAAAAAAAAAAAAAAUCCAUGGAGUUAGCGCGAAAACCGAGUCUGAUCCGGGUCCUUAAUCCGUUGUUUCCUCCUAAUGUCCUGUUUUAUGUAGCAGUGUACCCUUCUUAUCUCAGUCUUCACUAAUUUUGAAAGGCUUCUAUUCUAUGCU
Molecule: messenger RNA, 1948 nt
Organism: Diospyros lotus (date-plum)
Lineage: Eukaryota; Viridiplantae; Streptophyta; Magnoliopsida; Ericales; Ebenaceae
Product: ribulose bisphosphate carboxylase/oxygenase activase 2, chloroplastic
Exons: 7
Coding region: 332-1762 (476 amino acids)
Cellular component (GO): chloroplast stroma; thylakoid
Molecular function (GO): ATP binding; ATP hydrolysis activity; ribulose-1,5-bisphosphate carboxylase/oxygenase activator activity
Source: RefSeq, a predicted model, not a curated record